Messenger RNA from Coffea eugenioides, 861 nucleotides. Its product is annotated as F-box/kelch-repeat protein At2g43270-like. The record is from RefSeq and is a predicted model, not a curated record. The transcript has a single exon. Bases 1 to 861 code for a protein of 286 amino acids. Gene Ontology annotation, molecular function: protein binding. NCBI's taxonomy places the organism in Eukaryota, Viridiplantae, Streptophyta, Magnoliopsida, Gentianales, Rubiaceae.
AUGGACCUGCCCGAGGAAGUGAUGAUGGAGAUCCUAAUGAGAUUGCCCGUCAAAUCCCUGUUGAAAAUCAGGUGUGUUUGUAAAGCUUGGUGUGGUUUGAUCAAAAGCCCCUCCUUCAUUGAUAUGCUCAAGCGCUACAUCGAGCACGAGAACCAAACCAUGAUAUCCUUCCAUUCCAACAAUGAUGAAGCAGAAAAAUCUCUCUCUCUCUGUCUUCGCCCACCUAUAGAAGUUACUUGGUUUUACCAUCGCAAUCUUGAAGCUGCCCACUUGAUUGGUCCAUGCAAUGGCAUCGUUUGCAUUACCGAUGGCAUGGACAUAUAUCUCUGUAAUCCUGCCACUCGUGAACUAAGGAAACUUCCUCCCAGCCCCUUUGGAUGCCCUGAAUAUUAUCGUCCUAUGACAGAUGGUGUAGGAAUCGGAUUUGAUUCAUCCACCAAUGAUUACAAGGUUGUUAGGAUUCUAUUUUGGGAAACUAUAGAGUAUAGUCCUGGCCGUCAAUACCAAGCUGAACUAUACUCUCUCAACACAAAUUCUUGGAGAGAAUUAAGAGAUGUGAUCUUGCCCUUCUAUCAUUUUUUUGCCCGAUGCAACCUGUUAUUUCAGGGGCGCUUCCACUGGCGUGCCUGGCAUGCCUUGGCUCAACCCUGCGACACUGACUGUAUCCUUUCUUUUGAUAUGAGGGCCGAGGUGUUUGACGUGAUCCACUACCCUCCUAGUUGUGUUGGAGAUUUAGGUCUUGUUGAAAACAAAGAACCCAGUUUUGUUAGCUUAAAUGAUUCCUUGGCCUUGAUUUUAUGCACCUCCUUGCCGGAGGAGCACCCAGCCCCUCCACAGGUCAUUGAUAUAUGGGUAGGGUAA